Molecule: messenger RNA, 2350 nt
Organism: Setaria italica (foxtail millet)
Lineage: Eukaryota; Viridiplantae; Streptophyta; Magnoliopsida; Poales; Poaceae
Product: 14-3-3-like protein GF14-E
Exons: 2
Coding region: 1002-1718 (238 amino acids)
Biological process (GO): gibberellic acid mediated signaling pathway; regulation of gibberellic acid mediated signaling pathway
Cellular component (GO): cytoplasm; SCF ubiquitin ligase complex
Molecular function (GO): protein binding
Source: RefSeq, a predicted model, not a curated record
CUCUUUCCUAUUCCGUAUGUUCUUGCUCCUUGUGUUUGCAUCUCUCUCGGUGGAUUCGUUCACGUCCGGCGGAGGAACUCUCUCCCGUGGAAGCCCUCUAGCCCUGCAUGGCCCCACAAAGGAGUACAGGCCUAGCAGAGGAGCUCAAGCCCAACCAUCCCUGCGGCUCGGGACAGCGGAAGGCGGCAGAUCUAGGUAGUGUCGGCCUCGCGUAGGCUUCAAGCGGCGUCGAUUAUCGAAAUUGAUGCUUGAGCGAUGUCAAAUGGAGCUCGAGCCCUUCGACCUCGGCAGCCACUCCCAGCACCCUCUGCAUGGUAUGCCUUCUCCUUGCUCCUCAAUUCGAUUUGCGUCGGACCGGAUUUGCCGCUCGAUUUGUCAGCAACAAAUCGAGCUCGAGCUCGAGUUGCCGUUUCCUAGCAUGGUACGGCGGGCGGUGCUGCUGCGUGUGUAGGAGUUGUGGCGGAGGAGCGAUGCCGCCACCGAAGGGGCCAGGGCGGCGCACGAGAACGGCGCGCGUGGAAGGGACAUACGUGCGCGAUAGGUGAAACCGAAGAACCGGUCAAGUAGACACAUCCGCACAUCUGCAGACACCCGCAAGAGAAGGGGUUUGGAAGGAAAAAGUAGGAGGCCUCCCUGGAGUGAGAGACCCUGCUGGAGUUGGAUUUUUGGCUGUCGGUCCCUAUUUUUUAGCAGGGGCUCGGAUCUCACCCAACCCCCAGUGACAUCGUGGGACCAGGUUGCCAGGGUCCGCGGCGCGUCGUCUCGUAGACCGUAAGGACGCGUGUCGAGGUUUCAUUGGACGGAGGACGCCUUCUUAUACUGACCUUGCGCCUCCGUGGUGAGAGCAGGAAACAGAAAGCUGAAAGCGAGAAGCAUCCCCCCACCCCCCCACCCCCCAAAAGGGGAAACCAGCAGCAGCAGCGCGGAGGUUCAUCCGCCUCGCCUCGCAAGCAGCGGCUGAUCCACGAGCAAGGGGGUUAAGCUCCCUCGAAUCUCCAGUCAUGAAGUUGCGCUCGGAUUCCUCGGGCGGGGGCGACGACCACUGGACCACGGCCGCCGCCGCCGCCGCCACGGGGGGUGGCGGCUCAGGCGAGCCGAGUAAGAAGCAGCGGACGGAGGAGCCGCCCUCCAGCUCCAGCGGGGCGGGGGAGUGCUCGUCCUCGUCCGCGUCCGUGCAGGCUCCACCGCCGCCGACGCAGCGGGAGCCCUCGGCGCAGGAUGCAAGAGAGGGCGAGCAGCCGCCGCCGGGUGCUGAUGCAGAAGUAGGGGGCGAGCAGGAGAGGGUGCCGGAUCUCGGGGAGGACCUGGUGUUCGAGGUGCUGAUGCGAGCGGAGGCGCGGACGCUGGCGACCGCGGCAUGCGUGAACCGGGGCUGGCGGCAGCUGGCGCGGGACGAGCGCCUGUGGGAGGCGGCGUGCGUGCGGGAGUGUUCAAACCUCGGAUUCUCCGAGCAGAUGCUUCGCAUGGUCGUGCUCUCGUUCGGUGGCUUUCGCCGCCUGUACGAGCUCUACAUCCGUCCGGUCCAGCGGCGUGCUGCAGGCGCGCCGCCCGGGCAACGGAGGGGUCAGGUGCCGGUGAGGUUGGGCCCGGAUCAGGUCCAAGUCUCACUGUCUAUGCUCUCCACAUCAUUCUUUUUGAAGAUGCCGAAUGCCCCCCCUCCACCUAAGAAGGACAAGGAUAACGAUAGAGAUAAGAAUGGAGGUGGACAGUGUGGGUGAUGAAGCUUGCAAAAAUAGCGAGCCUACCUUCCAAGCAUCAUCAUCACAAGCUGCAAAUGCAGUAUUAGGUGGCCAGAUCAUGGAUCCUUACUGCAUUUGUGGGAAUUAGAAUGCGAUAGUAUUGUUUGAUCAGUGGAUGGAAAGGACUGUGGAUCCUGUACUGAUGGGGAGGCAGAUAAGCUGAGUAAGAUGGGAUUGAAGGGGUUGCAGUAGUUUCUUGAAUAGCUGCCAAAUCUAUGUGAUGUACCUGCUAAAUUACGCACCAUUAGCUGAUGUGUAAAGUUUCCUUCAAAUAUAUGUGCCAAGAGAGCAGCAUGCAUUGUCCUCGUUGUGCUGUUGUGCUAUGUACUUGUCGAAUUCCCAUGGGUCAGAGACUCACUUUGCCUGUAAAGAACUUUCUCACUCAUGGAAAGGGAAAGGUUUAUAUGUUUAAGCAUAAUAACUUAAUAAUUUGAGGAAUAGCUGAGGUGUUGAUUUCUGCUACUAAAGUUCAGUUUAGUACUGUUUUUAUGCUACUGUUUGGUUUAUUAAGCAAACAUGAUGCUUGCUGUAUACUGAUUUACAAUGUUUCUUCAGAGGAGUUAUGUAUGAUACAGUUGUAUGUGGACUCAUGUAGUUCAUUUCUUAUGGAU